CGCGACGACUCCAGACCAACCGAGGCCCAACUAACCACAGGAGUUCACCAUGUCGCGCCCGACCGUCACCGUCAUUAAUGCGGAUGGCUCUGCCUCCCAGGACACCCUCCCUAUCGCCAAUGUCUUCAAGGCACCCAUCCGCCCUGACAUUGUUCAUGCCGUUCACACUGGGAUGAACAAGAACAAGCGUCAACCUUAUGCUGUCUCCGAGAAGGCUGGCCACCAGACCUCUGCCGAGUCUUGGGGCACAGGUCGUGCUGUCGCACGUAUCCCCCGUGUGUCGGGUGGAGGAACCCACCGUGCCGGCCAGGCUGCCUUCGGUAACAUGUGCCGUUCCGGACGCAUGUUCGCCCCGACCAAGGUCUGGCGCAAGUGGCACCAGAAGAUCAACCUGAACCAGAAGCGAUUCGCUACCGCAUCCGCUCUCGCCGCUUCUUCCAGCGCUGCUCUUCUGCUCGCCCGUGGUCACGAAGUCUCGACCGUCCCCGAGGUUCCCCUCGUCAUCUCCUCGUCUGCUUUCGCCAACGCUGCCAUCUCCAAGACCUCCAAGGCUGUGGCUCUGCUGAAGGCCGUUGGUGCGGGCCCUGACGUUGAGAAGGUCAAGAAGUCCCGCAAGCUCCGUGCCGGUAAGGGUAAGAUGCGAGGCCGCCGCUACACGCAGCGCCGUGGUCCUCUGGUCGUCUACAACCCCGAUGAGGAUGGCAAGGAGCUUGUCCUUGCUUUCCGCAACAUCGCUGGCGUUGAGACUUCGUCCGUCUACUCCCUGAACCUUCUCCAGCUCGCCCCAGGCGGCCAUCUUGGCCGUUUCAUCAUCUGGACGUCGUCUGCCUUUGCUGCGCUCGACAAGAUCUACGGGUCCACGACCGAGCCUUCGGCACUCAAGAAGGACUUCCUCCUGCCUUCCACCAUCAUGAAGCAGCCCGACCUCAGCAAGCUCAUCAACUCUUCCGAGGUCCAGAACGUCCUCCGCCCCGUCCGCGGCGGUGCCAUCACCAAGCGCACUGUCGUCCAGAAGAAGAACCCUCUCAAGAACUUCCAGGUGCAGCUCCGCCUCAACCCGUAUGCGGCUGCUUUCUCGAAGGAGAAGUUGGGUCAGCAGAAGGUGGAGUCCAAGGGCAAGCCCCAGAAACCCGCCGAGGCUUUCCAGGGGCUGUUGAAGGAGGACUAAGACAAAGGUGUUGGGUCGGGUUACAACUUCUUUUACGGUUUAGGGACAGCGACAAAAUGGUGGCUUUUCAUGUAGCUGCCAUGAUGGAUAUCCAAAUGAGAACAUUCUCUCGAUUUCAAA
Messenger RNA from Westerdykella ornata, 1288 nucleotides. RefSeq lists its product as uncharacterized. The coding region runs from base 50 to 1168 and encodes 372 amino acids. NCBI's taxonomy places the organism in Eukaryota, Fungi, Ascomycota, Dothideomycetes, Pleosporales, Sporormiaceae. Gene Ontology annotation, molecular function: RNA binding; structural constituent of ribosome. Gene Ontology annotation, biological process: translation. The record is from RefSeq and is a predicted model, not a curated record. The transcript is spliced from 4 exons. Gene Ontology annotation, cellular component: cytosolic large ribosomal subunit; ribosome.